Anolis carolinensis (green anole) is the source of this 3832-nucleotide messenger RNA. RefSeq names its product G-protein coupled receptor 4-like. Gene Ontology annotation, molecular function: G protein-coupled receptor activity. Gene Ontology annotation, cellular component: membrane. Gene Ontology annotation, biological process: G protein-coupled receptor signaling pathway. The record is from RefSeq and is a predicted model, not a curated record. The coding region runs from base 880 to 1875 and encodes 331 amino acids. NCBI's taxonomy places the organism in Eukaryota, Metazoa, Chordata, Lepidosauria, Squamata, Anolidae. The transcript is spliced from 2 exons.
CAAAUAACCAAACCGAAUCUAAAGGUGACCAAAAACUGUUUCGUAACCCUUUUGGUACUAAUGUUGGAGAGUAGUCCCUUGUCAAAGUGGUCCUUGGUCAAAAAAAGGUUGGGAAUCACUGCAGUAGAUAAACCUUAAGAAAGUGUGACUUCCUGAAGGAAUGUAUUAAAAAUAACUCAUUCUAUGCAGUGAAAAAGAGAAAACCCUAGUUUCUUACAUACAACCAAACCACAUUUGCCUGCAGGUGAAUUGUGCAUUCAAAGAGACAAAAAACACACAGAGAGCAACUGUAAUUCAAGAGGAUGAAAGUACCUUUUGUUUCUGUGUUUCUCUAAUCAAAACCAUAGCAAUGGAAGAAUAACUAUAAUGAAACCUCAGGGUCCUAUGUAAAAAACCCUGGCUGUUUUAUUUUGCACUUACAUAACUGGCUACAUUGCUGUCUGCUACUCCCACCCACAUAGAAGUUAGUGGUUGCUUAUGGUUAGUAGUAGUUCUGUGCUAAGCAAGGGCUGGGGAUGUUUGCACAUCGUUUGUAUAUGAGUGUCAGAAAACAAAACAACUGACCACAGAAAAGAAGAUGUGGCUCAGAAAGAUCAAGGUCUAAGCCAAGCAAGCAAGCGAGAGAGUAUGGUGCUGAGAGACAGCAGCAAGAUCUAGAGAACACCAAAUUUAAAAAAUAUAACUAGAAUUAAAACUGGAUGAGGAGGAAGUGCAAUGUGUCUCUGAUAAAUGAAAGAACUGAGUUUUUUUUUCUGACUCCUUUUGUGUGCGCCCUCCAAAUGAUUUCCAAUUUCAGCAAAAACCUGGACCCUUUGCCCCACUUCUGAGACAAUAGGAACUGGGAUCUAUCAGAAAGCCCGCUGAGGAUCAUUUGGACUCAUGGAUAAUAACACCUUGCUAUGCCAACCCGUGCUCUUUAAUACCACCAAGUACUUUAAAAUCCCCUUAUACUCCAUCGUGGUGGCUACUGGUCUGCCUCUGAACUGCUUGGCUCUCUAUGCCUUGAUCCACCAGAUGAAGAAGUCGGUCAUCCUCUCCGUUUACAUCACGAACUUGGUCUUGGCCAAUCUCUUGCAGAUCCUGACCCUCCCAUUCUGGAUCUACCACAGCUACCAAGACCACCAUUGGGGUUUAGGGGAGGAGUUCUGCAUUGUGUCUGCUUUAGCUUUUCGCACCAAUUUCUAUGCCAAAAACUGCUUCUUGUGCCUGAUUGCCAUGGAGCGAUACCUGGGCCUUGUACAUCCACUGAUGUUCCAGAGGCUGCAGACGAUUCGAGGGGCCGUCAAGAUGAGUGUCGCCACUUGGUUUGUGGUGACCGUUUUGUGUGCCACCGGCAUUGCGCUCCAGGUCAAGAAUCCAAACCGAAGUCAGGACAAUUGUCUGGAUGAUUCUGUACUGGACAAAGGCUAUGCCCGGUUUAAGGUGAGCAUCAUUGGCUUCUCCUUCUUCAUCCCUUGCCUUAUGAUGGGCUUCUUCUACUUCAAGGUCCUCCUCGAGCUCCGGAAGGUCGUCUCUUUGGAGAAGAGAGUUAAGAAGCAAAUCUAUGGCUUUGUCUCCCUCAUCAUUGCCACUUUCUUCCUUCUGUUCAUGCCAUACCAGUUGAUUUCGUCUUUCAGGUUCUACAGCGAACUGAUGACCAAAGGUGACAAUGGCCAGCUCUGCGAAUUUGUGAAAGAUCUUUUCAUCUACAUGCAGGUGACCUUGUGCCUAAGUACUUUGGACAACAUCUUGGACCCGCUUCUUUAUAUCCUGCUCCUCAAGGAUAUCCGGGCAGAGCUCAAGGAUACACUCAGUAUCAAGGUUCACAGGACAGGACAUUUGAACAAAUCGGAAGAGCGAGAUAUAUCUCUAUAUUUUACCAGCGAACAGAUGUAAGGUUUAAUAGUUGAUGACAUUCACUAUCUUUCAGAUUAUAUGGGUGAACCUAUCUGUAGAAGAAAUGCAGUUUGGCAUCACUUUAAGAUGUCAUUACUCAAUGUUAUGGAAUCCUGGGAGCUGUAGUUUUACAAGAAUUGUAUUCUUCUCUGACAAAGAGUGCUGUUGGUGCCUCACCAAACUACAAAUCCCAGGAUUCUAGGUUGAUUUUUAACAUCUUGGAAAACUGUCCAAACUUUACAUAUUGAUACUUGGAUUCCAAUAUAAUGAUGGUUCAUAUGUCGCAGUUAUCACAAUUAAAACAAUGUAGGUUGAGUAUUUUUAUCUGAAAUGCUUGGUACCAAAAGUGUUUGGGGUUGCAGAUCCCCCCCCCCCCCCCCCCCGAUUUUGGAAUAUUUGCAAACACAUAAUGAAAGAUAUUGGAGAUGGAACUCAAAUCUAAAUACAAAAUUAAUUUAUGUUUCAUGUACCUCUAAUGGACAUAGCUUCAAGGCAGUUUUACAUACAGUAGACUCUCAGUUAACUGGAAUGCAAGCAACUAGCAACUAGCAACUACGUAGCAAUUGGCAAAAAAAUUGAAGAAAUAUCGUAGAGAUUCACUUAUCCAAGCCUCUGGAUUAUCCAAGCCAUUUUUGUAGUCAAUGUUUUCAAUAUAUCAUGAUAUUUUGGUGCUAAAUUCAUAAAUACAGUAAUUACAACAUAACAUUAAUGCGUAUUGAACUACUUUUUCUGUCAAAUUUGUUGUAUAACAUGAUGUUUUGGCGCUUAAUUUGUAAAAUCAUAACCUAAUUUGAUGUUUAAUAGACUUUUCCUUAAUCCCUCCUCAUUAUCCAAGAUAUUCGCUUAUCCAAGCUUCUGCCGGCCUGUUUAGCUUGGAUAAGUGAGACUCUACUGUAAUACUUUACAUAAAAAUUAAAAUCAGUUAUAAUAAAACUGUGUUACAUUAGGUUUAGUUUGCUGUUAUUGUUCUAAUUUGCUUCAAAUACUGUAUUUCAAUAUUCAUACUAAGUCAAAAUGGAAUUUAUGGUAUGGUAUAGUAUGGGGUAUAGUAUCAGUUAGGCCUAUUUUAAUAGUAACCCUCAACCAACCAGAAACUCCAUUUAUCUGGCAUCUACCAAACUGAAUGGCUGCCAGUCAACUGAGAGUCUACACUACUGUAUUUUUAAUAAUUAGAUGGUUGGUGUCCAUUGAACCAUCAGAAAGUUGAAGUCUCAGCCAUCCAUGUGGGAUGAUUUUUGAACUGUCAAGUGAUUCCAGCUCCCAAAGGACCAAAUAAGACAUGGAGGGAUUGAAGGCAAAGGACAGAGGUGUUUAUUCAGUUUGGCCAAAGUGGAUGUCUGUGCUCCAAAAAAAAUCACAUAAGUGCAAUUGCAAACAUAAAGAUUUAUUUCUAGCACUGUUACAGCUCUUUGAAACAAAGGACUUUGCCACUCUGGUUGCUGAUUGAUCCAGAUCGGAGCCAGCUAGGAUAAGCUUGUUGGUUCAUGGAGACUCACAGCCUGCUGUUGAUUGUCAUGAAAUUUAAUAAACUGUCACUGUUUGAUUUGAAAUCUGCUGGCUGUUUCUUGGUCCACCAAGAAAAGGGAUGUGGGAGAAAAGGAAUGGGGGCUGGUUGGUGUUAAUGGAGCUGAUAGCUCUGCUCCUGUUCAUCCAGAACAGGACAAUGGGUUUUGGUUGACCACACAAUGGGUGCCAGAGGUGUUGGCACAGCCUAAAUGGGGUCCUCAGGGAGGGGGUAUGAUCUGGCAAUUGGGACUGGAAAGAGUUUUCAGGGAUAGGGUUCAUAACAUUGAUGAUUUAAAAGGUGCUUUUAGGAUGUUUUGAAGAUGUUUUGUUAAAGAUGUUUUAAAGAUGUUUUUAAGAUGUUUUUAAAUUGUUAUUUUAGCCGGUUCUUGUGAGCCGCCCCGAGCCCUAGGGGAGUGGCGGCAUAUACGUUUGUAAAAUAAAUAAAUAAAUA